AGGAGUGAGACAGUGUGUGUGUUUAUUUUUGGCUCAGUGCGAGCGUGUCGAUGGCUGCCGAUGCGUCGCAAAGGAAAGCUCUGAGAUACCAGCAGACCCUGCUGUAUGGGGAAUACAGGGAGCAGCUGGGUAAUAUCGCCAGAAGGGAGGCCACACGUCUGUUGACUGAAAGGCAAUGGAAGAGACAUGCCGGCAAUGUCUCUUCCGAUGGCCGAGUACAUCAUGCCAGCCAGGAGGCAGGGCCCAUGAAUACAGGAUUAAGCCACUCCUCCUCUAUAAAGAAGCCCCGCCCCUAUUCCACUUGUCAAGACUGUCUGGGCCGAAUCCAGAGGUACAUUGUGACAAAGCUGGGGGAGGACUGGAUCUUCUUGGUUCUUUUGGGUCUCACCAUGGCUUUGGUUAGCUGGAGCAUGGACUAUGCCAGUGCCAAGAGCCUACAAGCAUAUAAGUGGAUGUAUGGAGAGCUUAAGGGGAAUGUGGCUCUACAGUAUCUGGCCUGGGUUUCAUAUCCCAUCAUCCUCAUUGUGUUUGCAUCCCUCUUCUGCCAUCUGGUCGCCCCACAAGCUAUAGGCUCUGGGAUCCCUGAACUAAAGACUAUUCUGAGAGGUGUUGUGUUAAAGGAGUAUCUCACACUCAAAGCUUUUGUGGCUAAAGUCAUUGGUCUUACGGCUGGUCUGGGCAGCGGCAUGCCCAUUGGAAAAGAGGGUCCUUUUGUGCAUAUUGCCAGUAUCUGUGCGGCAGUACUGAGCAGGGUCAUGUCCAUCUUCACCGGUGUGUAUGAGAACCCUUAUAGUUACACAGACAUACUGACAGUAGGAUGUGCUGUUGGGGUGGGCUGCUGUUUUGGGACUCCCCUUGGAGGUGUUUUGUUCAGUAUUGAGGUCACGUCGACAUAUUUUGCAGUGAGGAAUUACUGGAGAGGAUUUUUUGCUGCCACAUUCAGUGCCUUCAUAUUCAGAGUUCUGUCAGUAUGGAACAAAGAUUCUGUCACAAUAACAGCACUGUUCCGUACAAAUUUCCGUAUGGAUUUCCCCUUUGACCUGCAGGAACUGCCUGCAUUUGCAAUCAUCGGGAUCUCAUGUGGGUUUCUAGGGGCGUUCUUUGUCUAUCUGAACAGACAGGUCGUUCUGAUCAUGAGGAGACCAACAGCUCUCACGCGCUUUCUCACAAAACACCGGUUGAUUUAUCCUGGUGCCGUGACACUAAUUAUAGCCUCCAUCACAUUUCCUCCGGGCUUUGGCCAAUUCAUGGCUGGAGAGUUGAUGCCCAGAGAAUGCAUUAAUUCGCUGUUUGACAACUUCACCUGGACGAAGAUCUGGGGCUCCCCAGUCCCGCCCGGACUGGGCCGCUCUGCCAUCUGGCUCCAUCCACAAGUCAGCGUCUUUGUCAUCCUCCUCCUUUUCUUCAUCAUGAAGUUCUGGAUGUCUGCAGUGUCUACAACAAUGCCAGUCCCUUCUGGAGCGUUCAUGCCUGUUUUUAUACUGGGAGCAGCAUUCGGACGUUUGGUGGGCGAGAUCAUGGCCACACUCUUCCCAAAUGGAAUUCUGUUUGAUGGGAUCGUGUAUCAAAUCCUGCCUGGAGGCUACGCUGUGAUAGGUGCAGCAGCUAUGACCGGGGCAGUCACACACACGGUUUCCACAGCAGUGAUCUGUUUUGAGCUGACGGGGCAGAUCUCACACAUCCUGCCCAUGAUGGUGGCCGUGAUUCUCGCCAACAUGGUGGCUCAGGGUCUCCAGCCUUCUCUUUAUGACUCCAUCAUCCAGGUCAAGAAACUACCCUAUCUCCCUGAGCUCAGCAUUGGCCACAUCAGUAAAUACAAUAUCUUUGUGGAAGACAUCAUGGUGAAGAAAAUAAAGUUUUUAUCACCUCAGUCCACAUUCAGAGAGCUGAAAGAACUGCUGGAGUCCACAUCUCUCAAAACCAUCCCGCUUGUUGACUCCAAAGAUUUAAUGAUUCUAUUGGGCUCCAUUGAGAGAUGUGAGCUUCAGGCUGCCUUUGAUUGGUGGCUCUCAGCAGAAAGGCGAGUUUACAACCAGGGUGAGGGCGUGCCCAGGGUCAGCUGGGAGUCCUUUGCCUUUGUGGAUGAGGAAGUUGGAAAGGAAAAUGGAGAGAAGGGUAACAGAGCCUCUGAAGAGCGUAACGGUCCACUGGGGUCUUCUAAAACCACAGACACCUCCACAUUGGGUACUCUACAGUCCAUGCGGAGGACCUUUCAUCGCCUUUUCUCCUCCACUACCUCAUCUGGGGAGGCCGAGCCACAGAGCCCUGCAGCCCUCCCUGUAGCUGAUAACAUGACCCCUGAAGAGAUCAAAGCCUGGGAAGAGGAAGAGCUGGAUAAGCCAAUUGACAUUGAUCAGAUACGUGUUGACCCCUCACCUUUUCAGCUGGUGGAGAGAACAUCUUUACAUAAGACUCACACCUUGUUCUCUCUUCUGGGUCUCAGUCAUGCUUAUGUAACCAGUAUUGGUAAACUGGUUGGGGUGGUUGCACUAAAAGAGCUCCAGAAAGCAAUCGAGGGUUCAACCCGUAGUGGAGUGCGACUGCGUCCCCCUCUGGCCAGUUUCAGAGACGCACGACGCAAGGCCAAAAAGUCGCCCCAUUCCCCUUCCAUCACGUCCUCUCCCACCCAGGACAAAGAGUUGUGGAGCGAGAGCGUAACUACAAGAGAAAAUAAAGAUGAGUCCAGUGGUAGUAGUCUCCAGACAGCUGGGAAAGAGUGUAAUAUAGCCAUGAGCAACAACAGCAGAAAUAGCAUUGAUACCUCUCAGGAGCAAUUACCGUCCCCUUCCACUUCCACAAUACCUCUCUCUUCUCUUCAUUCUAUGCCUGAAGGAGAGGCGAAUGAUGUUAGAGAGAGUGAUGAGGAGCGUUUAUAGGUCUUUUUCCUCAAAUUCAGCCCUCCAGGGGGAGGCAAACCAUAUUAUAGUACUGCCUUUGAGCAGAACAUAGGCUGCAGUUGUGCACCAGAGUCGCACCAUUGGACACGUUGGUGUUGGUGUGUUUUGAAGGGAUUCUCUACUCUGCAGACAGAACUUUCUCUUUUUUUCAAGAUGCUUUUAUUCAGUUACAACCUUUUUUUGUUGGCUUUACAUUUGUUUAAAUGUAAAGCCUGUGUCUGUCUAAAACAUCUCACAGAAUGUCUUCCCCCACUACAUAUCCCAAUGUUUGAAUAAUGUACUUGGUAUUCUGUCAUAUACUCUAGAAAUUGAAAAUGUAGAACUGUUAUCUUAAAGGAAUAGCUCAUCCAAAAAAGAAAAUUCUGUAAUUAUUUAUCACCAUCAUGUCGUUCCGAGUUCGUAUUCAUUUAAUUUUGUAGUGGAAAACGAAAUGCAUUUUUUUAAAAGAAACUUAACGCAACUCGUUCCAUACAAUUGUUUAUAGUCAUUAUGUCCGACAAGCACCUAAUAGAUAUACAUAUCUAUACAACAUUUAGUUCCGGACCUCGAAUCUGAUUGGACGAGAGGUGUUUUAAGAGUGCUGAUAACUCAGACCAUCAGCACUGGGACGCUUCACUGUUUGCAUCACUCCGCUCGCGUUCGUGGCUUUCCAAACUAAAGUAAGAGCCAUGCAGAUUUGUGAAUUUUCAUUAAUCCCUGCAAUAUUAAAGAUUUGAGCCAGCAAGUGGCGACAUAAGACCAUCUUGUGCAUGAGCUAUUGAGCUGUUGUUGAAAGUCUGCUUUCAAUUAAUGUGUAAGUUUCUUUGAAGUCAUCCAGAACUCCAUGAUUACUCAGAUUACUACUACACUAUAGCUGAGAAAUAGAGUUAAACUAACAGCUUCAGCAUUACUGCCGAUCACAGCUCAGAGUCUGUUUUCUUUCUGACAACAAAACACUUGAAUGUGAGUAAAAUAUUGGUAGGAUCAUUCAGAUAGCAUGUAUGGAAGCAUCACUCCUCAAUCGGAGCAUUACUAUCACACUACAGCUGAAGGAAUAGAGUUAAACUAACAGCUGCAGCAUGUUUAUCACUGUAACACACGCAUGGUAUCACACGCUCAGUCACUUACACUCUCUCUGUCUCUCUCACUUUCUCUCUCAUACUACACCCACACACACACACACACACACGCACGCACAUUCUUGUUUCUCCAAUAAUUUUAGAAACCACCCAAGCUGUCAUUACUUGUUUUAAAGUGUGGUUUUUGAAUUAGUAGCGGAGGCUUGAGUGCAUUUUUUCAAACUAGAAACAGCAGAUCAUGUGGCAUAAGAAAGUAAUUCCACAUGAAAGUUUUUUGUUUUUUUUGGAGAGUCCUUAGUUUUUCCCUACUUAUUUAUUUACUUGUUCGUUGAACUGUUGUAAAAAAGCAUCAUCACAUUUGCAAUUGUGCUGUAUUGUCCAUCUAUCAGCACAGAUUUGAUUAUUUUAUAUAUAUAUAUGCAUGCAUGCAAAGACUUCUGGAUCCAUACAAAAGCUUUCUGUGAGAAAAAAAAAUACUUAUUUUCUGUUCUACAAAAAUAAAACAUAAAAAUAACAGCAUACAAUUUAGUAACAUCAAGAAAACAAUAAAAAGUGACAAUACAUUUUUUUGGGUGAACUAUUGCUUUAAGAAAAUGCUCUUACUGGUUUGACCCCUAAAUUUGUUUUGGUGGUGUAACAUAAUGUAGUCAGGAUUAUUUCAUUUAGUCAUAUUCAUUAAUAUUUUUAAAUCGAAUGAAACCAGUUAAUUAUAAAUGUUAACACUUGAAGCACAUUUUUAGGCUACCUGACAAAACUUUGUUUACAUGGUAGAGAAACAGGUGCUUCAUGUAAUAUUUAAUCACUAAACAUUCAUUAUAAAGCUGAUUUACCUGCAAGUCAUUAUUAUUGAAUCUUUGUUUGAUUAUUAUUACUACUGAUGAAUAUGAGAUGAGAAUUUUUAUUAAUACUUGUGUUGUUUUAAUGGUCUCAUUAGCAUGCAGACGUUUUGUCUGAUAAGGAAAGAAAAUCAAUUUGCAAUGUCUUAAAAAUACACAAAGUGCGCAAUUCUACUUUGUUUGUUUUAUUUAUUUGUUCUUUAUUUUUGGGGAAAAUGUAGAGGAAUAGCAAUGUUCUUGAGGGUCAGGGAGGCCUUUUCUUCGUGCAGGAAAAACAGAUGGAUAAAAGAGAGAGAGAGAGCACUCAAAAGAGAAAGCACAUUGGAAGAACCAUCUUUUUAUAACCUUCAGAAAAGCAUGCAUAGAUAUAUCACAGACUAUUUCUUAUAUAUGACAUUUUUGAUAAGCUCAGUCACUUAGUACCCAAAUCAAUAGAUUUUUGUCAGUAUAUCACAUUUGGAGCAUGUAGAAUCAAUGUCUGUAAUCUUUACAAGUAUUUCUAUACAAAUCUGUUUCAAAUCUGUAUUUCUUUUUCUGAAUAUGAUUCUUAAUAUGAUUCUUCCAUCAGAAGGAGACAACACAGGUUUUGAGUAAUAGACAGAUAACAUAUAAAGGGCGAGAGAAAGGAGGAGAGAAAGAGUAGUACAUCAGUUCAUAGAGAGAAGAGAGAGGUAGAAGAGGGGACCGUUUACAGUGUCAUGCCCACAGACAGUUUCGUAGUGAAAGAUGGCAGUAGAAUUGUACAAAAAAAUCUAUUUGAAAUCAGUUCAUCUGUAAACACAAUUGAUAAACAACAACAUCCAACAAAAGGAAAUACAUUUGGCUUUUUGUUAUUAUUUAUUCAUUCUUAUAUUUUUAUCUUACAUAAAAAUCAAUAAAACAAGACAAGAUAUCACUCCUUUGGUUGCAGUAGUAUGACCAGGUAUCUUUUGAUCGGCAUAUCUGUAAUUAUAAGGGUGAAAUCUUUGAGGCAUUUUGCAGGGUAAUAGAAUAUCUAGGGAGAUGACAUAAAUAAAAUGAUUACAGGCAUGCUAAAAUUAGUAAUUAAAUUUGGAUUUACUGUAAAAUAAAUAGAUAUUUUGAACUAGUCAAUUAAAUUAAAUCUCAUUAACCUAGAAUUGGGAUCGGACCUUCAAACUUUGUGCCAGUAGUAAAGAUACAUAUCCAUAGAGUACUACCACUCUAUUACACGUGUACAACACCAUGUUGCAGUAGCUCUCAUUAACAUCAAUGUAAUUUUAUGAAAGACAGAAAGCAUGAGCCAAACAAACAAACAAAAAACCUGUUGAAGAUGGAUGACCAUUUGUAUGACUUAUUAUAGCCUAAACCAGAGAGAGUGAUACUAUUACAACCAAAGGUUCCUUAAUCUCAAAAUAACAAAUAGGUAUCAUACAGGCUUCAAAGUUAAAUCCCUCCCCUAUGUAAUUCUUAAAUAAAUAAAUGGGUACAUAUUAUUUCCUGUGAGCAACACUUGGAUUGAGGCCAAGACUAAUGUAGUGGAAGACCCAUUUUUCCUUUAUUGUAAGCGAUAGGCUAUAACAACCUAUAGAUAAGGGACAAUAAUCAACGUUUUAGCAGUUAUGAUGUAGUUUAAUGCCUGGAAUGCUACAUGUCAUGAUAAUGUAAAUAUAAAACUUUGCAAUUAUGAUAUGCAAAGAGAUUUUUAAGCUCUUAUCUUAAGGGUUUUGAAAUUACUAAAGGCAUCUUCCACAGUGUGCAAGGAGCCCGACAGUAAAAUAACAUGUACCCCAACAUAUACAAGAGGGAGUGCUCACAAUUGUGUAGAAAAAUAAACAUUGUCCCAACAUUGCAUAAAUAAUCAGUCAAUAAAUAAAUUCAUUCAAGUCAAUACGCUUUAAAUAGCUAUUAACGCAAGUUCUUCUUGCCCCGAUGUUUGUAUUACACACAAUCAUCAAAGGUGAACCGUGUCCUCCAAAGAAACAGUUUGCAAUAACCAGUAGACGUUGUUGUUGUUUUUAUUUUUAAAUCCGUGGUGAAUCAUGCAUGACAUCACAAUGCAGUAUGAUGUAGUUAGCCUACUUCUGUUUCUGAACCGGACGGCUGCUCCUGCUUUGGGAUGCAUAUUAUGCUUGACGUCCGUUAAUGUACACACACGCAGUCAACACAGUUUGUUGCGUCAUAGUGACUGUUGUAAUCAGUGACCAUGACAACAGGAAGACGCCGGUGCAGUUCUAUAUUCAAAAAGGCCUGAGAGUUGUUCAUGAGGUCACUUUUAACACAGAUUAAAGUCCAAAGUCCUGUUCUGUUUGGGACAUUUUUCCUUUAGUGGUAUCUUGGUGACGGAUAUUUACAGUAUGUGAAUCGAGGUCCCUGUACUCUAUCCCACUUGAUACACAGUGAAAAGAAUUCGUAGGCAAUGGAAUACAUUUCAUUUCUUGACAUGCUUUAUAAUAUAAAAAAAAUUAAUCAUCAAGAUGUGGUCCUGCAUGUAAAUGUUUUAGACAAGUUUUUCUAAAGUAUUUUUUUUUCUCUUUAUUAAUUUGAAGUUUGAGGUCCGUCGUUCUCUUUUGAAAUUGCAAAAAGCAAUUUCCUUCAUCAAGGAUUUUCUCUUGUUUUCCAGUUAAACUAUCAAAACAAUUAACUUGAGAAGAAAAACUAUAAGAUAGUAAGAUUUGUUUUAGAGAUUUUAUCUUGAAUUAAUCUAUUUUUCUUUGCCCACUGGGAAAUUAUUUUUCUUUUUUAUGUAUAAACCUCACAAAAUAUGUUUUAACUUAUGAUUUAACCAAGCAAAGAAAAAUUUGCCAAUGGGAUAAUAAAAAUAUAUAUAUUUUUUUGCAGUGCAGUGUCAAUCACCAUAAAAGUAGCCUAAGUUGAAGGUAAUUUGAAAUUUUGCGUUAACGUGACGUAGAAAACCACCCAGAAACCAUUAAAACACAAAACAUUUACAAAACAUUGGGAAAUAUAAAUGAAAGUUUUCCCAAUCUUACUGCAUCAGAAUUCUGAAUGUGCUGUUGUAGUAUAGAAUGAGAAGUGUGACGUCUUUUUUCUCGCUCUCAUAAACAAUCCAAUUAAAUCCAAAAGGCAUCCGUCCUUUAUCCAGCAAACCAAUAAAAGUGCAAACAUAUUUUUUUAAACGAUGCAAUUCUCCAGCGCCGUUGAAAUAAACACACAACGCUCACAGAAUCAGUCUCAAGCUCAGCUCAGAGUACUGAGUUCCAGUGCAAACAUCUAUACAGUGUUUUAGGACUCAAGAGCACACUGACAAACCGCAUGCAUGCCAAAGGACACACAGAGAAGGAAGCACGCUAUGUUACAAUCCAGUACCGUACAGAACCAAAUAUACUGUAAAUGUGCAUUUGUGUAUUUUAUUUAAAUUUUAUUUUUCUCGAAAAAGCCCACUCAGAUUGUAUAAAACCUCUUAAAACUGACAGUGCGCACUAGUAAAUAAGAUUCAGUCAGUACUUUUUUGUUUAUGUUGCGCUGGCUGAUAUGGACUUGACUGACAUCUAGUGGUGUGUGUGCGCAAUAGUUCUUGGUUACCGAUGAAGAAAUGUGCUAUUCGCAGUCAGUCAUGAUUAAAUUAUUCUGUGUGCGAUAAUAGGGUAGUUACGAAGAUAAUAUUAGGAUCUUAACAUAUGUGAUCUCAACAUGGCAGUAACCCACACAAUGCAGGGACUGGAUUCUUCAUCUCAUGUGAACAUAAUUUUCAACAUAUUUUCCAAAAGUAGCCUACUAUAGUGCAUUUUAGGGGUAAAACGUUUUUGAAUGAGAAAAGAAAAGAAAUCUGGGUUCAAUAGGCUUAAUUAAGCUCAACCGACAGCAUUUGUGGCAUAAUAUUGCUUACCAAUUCUUUAAUUGAAUCUUUGAUUCUUUAAAAAAGAUUAAAUGGAGGUCACAGUGAGGUACUUACAAUGCAAGUGAAUGGGGCCAAUUUUUAAAGGCAGAAAUAUUAAUCUUAUAAAUUUAUAAAAGCACUAAAGUUGUUAAAUUGCAGAUUUUACAGUCAUUUUAGGAUUUUAGGGUUUGUUGGCAUAACAUCCUCACAGCAAUAGGGUGGCCAGACUUUUCCUCUCUUAAAUUUCUUUAUCGCCUAUGCAGAUUUCUCAGUCAUGUGAGUAUUCUAAUCAAAGGAAGCCAAGGAUAUGGCUUGUAAAACCAAUAAAAUCACACUUUUAUUUGAAGUACAUGAUUGGAUUCAACUAUCCAAUCACAAUCUCCUAUCAAUAGACAUCCAAUUAGUGAACUGAUUGAAGAGUCAGUUUGAAAGAGCACACAGAUGAAUUUGUGGCUGGAAAAAUGUCAAAGAAGUGUGCAUGUACAUAAAAUGAGGAUUUUCAAAAAGAGUUACAGACAGAACCUUGUAAAGUGAGAUGUGAGAUUUGUGGAGCUUGCUUUUCCAUCGCACAUGGAGGCCACACCGACAUCACACAGCAUGUUCAUACAAAAAAUCACGUGGAUGCUGCUAAAAGUAAGUGUGCCAAAUCAAGUGUUAGUGAUUUUUUCUGAAGCAAAAUUCAGAAUCUGACAAGGUGCACGAAAGUGAAGGACUUUUUUCUUAUCACUCUGUUGUGCACGGCCAUGGUUUUGCACAUUCAUGAUCUGAGAAAAGUCUUGCAGGCCAGGUUGGAGGAAUCAUUCAUACCCUCUGACAUUAAAAAGCAGUUGGAUGCCCUGGUGGAAGCUGGUGACAUGCAAGCAGAUGAUUUAUUUUGUGCAGUGCGAAACUUUCAUUUAGCAUCAGUGGAUUACCUCCAAAAUUGGAUCCACUCAUUGGAGAACACAGAAAAACUUGAGUGGGCCCUACUAAGAGACCUCCAGAGUGGAAAGACAUUCAGAGCCGCCUCAAACUUCUCAUACUUCUACUCCAGAAUCCACGCUCUCACUUUCAUUGAUGAAACCACGCUCUUUGAUGAGUGGACUUGUGCGAAAAACAUUGUCAGUCGUCGCAUCACUGAGUGGAACAUGAACAAGACGGCCAUGUCUGAGAGAUGGACAAAAACAUUUUGUGAGCUGGAGAGCAAGACCAUCAACUUUGGAGUCUUAGCCGAAGUCACGGUGAUUGUUUUAUGCCUGCCUGGGACAUCUGCAUCUGUGGAGCGUGUGUUCUCAUUCAUGAAUGCAGCAUGGAUACCUGAUAAAUCUCAAUUCAGUGUAACAGUCAUGAAGGCAAUGCUUUUCAUACGUCUUAACUAUGGACUGAACUGCUCUGCAUUUUACAAUAAACUCUUGAAAGUCAAGCGCACACUAAGAAAAAUUGCUGCCAGCGAAAUGUACAAAGUAUCAAUAGUUACAGAUGCAGAUGCACCCUCUACUUCA
Molecule: messenger RNA, 10068 nt
Organism: Xyrauchen texanus (razorback sucker)
Lineage: Eukaryota; Metazoa; Chordata; Actinopteri; Cypriniformes; Catostomidae
Product: chloride channel protein 1-like
Exons: 23
Coding region: 51-2876 (941 amino acids)
Biological process (GO): chloride transport; transmembrane transport
Cellular component (GO): membrane
Molecular function (GO): voltage-gated chloride channel activity
Source: RefSeq, a predicted model, not a curated record